Molecule: messenger RNA, 2454 nt
Organism: Aspergillus ibericus CBS 121593
Lineage: Eukaryota; Fungi; Ascomycota; Eurotiomycetes; Eurotiales; Aspergillaceae
Exons: 3
Coding region: 1-2454 (817 amino acids)
Biological process (GO): phospholipid biosynthetic process; regulation of DNA-templated transcription
Molecular function (GO): phosphatidylserine decarboxylase activity; DNA-binding transcription factor activity
Source: RefSeq, a predicted model, not a curated record
AUGCUAAGCUUCUUCCAUUUGGCGCACCGUUCAUACAAUAAUUCGCCAAGCCGCCCAACCUUCAAUAUGCGUUACGCAGCCAUAGUCAACGAGCUUGUUAGCUUGCUCGACAAACUGUUUCCCUACGCUACCGGAAUGGAGGCCCUUGAGCAAGCUAUUCAAACUACCCUUCAGUACGAAAUCCCCGAGAUGGAAAGCUACGGCCUUACAUCUGCCGCGGGAUUCUUGAAUUUUGCAACCUGGCUGGUUGAUGGAUGGAUACCCACUGAGUCAGCCAAAGGAAGAGACAUCUACUAUGUCCUGUGUAUCUUCUACUUUGUGUUGGAUCAGAUACCACUCAGAAAUUGCCAAACCGCGAUUCGACCCGAAAACGUGGGGAGAGACCUGUCGGAGCUCUCCCAAUGGAUUGUGAAAUUCGCCCAGGAAGUCGGAAACCACAUGAACAGGCCAGAGUCUCUGAAUGAAGCAUCGCUCACUACCUUCUGGAACGCUCCGAGCUUCCACCUAGCUGAGGCCGACGAAUCCAAAACCGAGGGAGGAAGAUGGAGAAACUUCAACGAUUUUUUCUCUCGCCACCUCAAGGAUGGUGCACGACCCAUUGAUGGCGAAGGGGACGACCGGAUCGCUGUCUUCCCCGCGGAUUCAACCUUUUCUGGCUACUGGGAUAUCACAGAUGAAUCAAUGGUCGAGCUGAAAGGCCUCCCUUGGCACAUUGGCGAUCUCCUAGGACCAUACAAAUCCGAGUACGGUGACAGCUUCAAGGGUGGAGUCUGGCUGCAUUCCUUCCUAAAUACGUUCGACUAUCAUCGCCAACACUCUCCAGUGGGAGGUACUAUCAAGGUAAUCGACGUUAUCCCGGGUGCGGCUUAUCUGGAUGUCGAGUAUCAGAGAGACACUCGUUCUCUUGUACCGAAACGCCCCAUGCGCCCCAUCUACGCUUCGGGUCCUAUUUUCAGGGGAGCUGAAGCGACCGAUAAAGAGGGAUACCAGUUCCUGCAAGCACGGGGUAUCAUCAUCAUCGAAAACGACAAGCUGGGCACGGUUGCUGUCCUACCUAUCGGGAUGGCACAGGUUUCCUCCGUUGUAGUCAGGGACGAUCUCAAGCCAGGGUCCAACAUCAACAAAGGCGAUGAAAUCUCGCACUUCGAGUUCGGAGGGUCGGAUAUUGUGGUGAUGUUCCAGGAGAACAAAAUUGACAUGAAGAGCCUGCCGCAGCCAUUGUCACGCGGAAAGGGCGAGUCCAAACAUACAAUGCCACCGCAAACUCGGGGGGCCCAGUGCAAUGAGCUAGUGGGGAAGGAGAAGCGGAAACCCAUCCGCCGUGACCCGGAGAAGAGACGGCAACAGAACAUUCGAGCCCAACGGAAAUACCGGGAAAAGCUUCGCGAGCGCAUGAGUCGCCUUGAAGCGCUUGCAGAAGCUAGUGUACAGACGUCUGCUAUCGAAAGAGUAUCAGCUGCGGGCACAGGCCCCUUUAACACAACUAAUCUUAUUACACAGAGCCUCCUGGCUCAGGAUGUUUCGGAUUUAACCCUGGUUAAUUCGUCUGUGGAGACGCCGGGGGAAUGCCAACAUCUUGUCCGACAGUCAGAUAACAGUCCUUCGGCGCCAACCAUAGAGGAUUCGGUUGCAAGAUACCUGCCACAUUCAGAUAGAACCUCAUCAACGAUGGAUACGUGGGACUCCACCUCAUACAUUGACCCUUCCCUUCUCACUCUUAAUAAGCCCAACGACAGCCUUGAGCUAUACUGGACGACCACUAUCGAUUGUGGCUGCUCCAGCCCACACUUCCACAUACGGACAGAAAACACAGACCCACUUCACUAUGGCGAGGUCAGAAUAUUCAGAUUUGGAUCAAGUGCGCCCGCAGCAGAUCCAUAUGCCAACAACCUUCGCAUUGAUAGAGUCUGUACGAUAACCGCGCUGUAUACUCUCGGGACGCAUCUUGGGAUUACCGAGGAUGUGCUCUGUGCUGAGGAAGCGCUCUCACCAUUCUUUCGGUCCAGCACGGGCUUAACAGAUGAUAUGGCCAAAGCAAACAUGAUAUCCACAGUUCAAGGAGCAUUCAAGGCCCUGAAGCCGGACAUGAGGCCAAACAUUGAACAAAUCACCGUCGAACAUCAUCCGUACAUAGACAUUCUGCCGUUCCCAACAUUACGAAGGAACCUUAUCACCCAUCCGGAAUACAUUGACGAGGAUGAAUUCUUCCACGAUGUGCUUACCGGAUUGGUGUGUUGGGGUGGUGCAGGCAUCGGGAGGAGGGAUCGGCAACUCUCCAUGGGAUAUGCUUCGACGGGUACGCCGUGGGAUGUCCGUAGUUGGGAGGCAAAGGUGUGGUUUUUGAAGAAGUAUUGGACUCUGCUCGGUGGCGAAGAAGGGGAGCUUGUACGGCAGAGUGAGUGGUGGCGCAGUAUCAGGGGAGACGAGACGAUAGACAUUGGAGUACAUGGCUAG